CCGGCCAUUAUGGCGCCCGGGAGUUUCAAACGUCAAAUAUGGAUUAAAUUCUUAUGUUACAAAAUCAAUUGUUAAAUGAUUUUCUUCAACCAUGCAAAUAAUGCAGAAAUUAAAAUAAGGAAGUUAAUAAACAAAAGUUUCCUUCUUCAUUAAUGAGAAAUUCAUUAUGAAAUUGAUAACAAUGUAGUUAACCUAUUAUUAACUGUAAAAUUAAUCUUCAACUACCUACUCAAAAUGCAGAUUAAAAUUUAUAUAACGUGAUUUUUUCUUCCUACUAUUCAUUACAAAUGGAAUUGAAAUUAACCGUGGAAAACUUCAUGCUACGUGUAGUUAGAUAUAAACAAUGACAGAGGAUCCACUUGUGAAUACAAACCGGCAUUCUAAAAAUACUCAUCAGAAUAACGAGGAGGGAAUUAAUUACAAACGUACACAAACGAUUACUCACGAUCCACCCGCGCAUAGCUCAACAACUCAACCGGUAUCUGAGAGCGAUGAAAAUCCGAAGAAGACGAAGAAGAAGAAAGAAAAAUUGAAAAAGCAGAAAAAAGGGAAGGAAAAUGUAGCCGCUAAUACUGCUUCGAGUUCGGCUACGAAAAAACAAUUCAAGAAUCCAGCGAAGAAAUUGUUUCAAGCUUGUGCACAAUGCUGCAGGAGAAAAAAAGCUAAGAUAUCGAAGUCGAAGACAAGUUUUGUCGGGUACGUUAAAGAAAAAUCCAAGAAAUGUAGAACGAAGAAAAAGGGAAGUAAACAAGCAGCUGCUGCGACAGUAGAACAUCCGGAGGAAAAAGAUAAGCGAAGAGUAAAGAUCAAGGAUUCGAAAAAGGCUGAAAGGAAAGGCAGCAAUAAGGAAGCGGAAGAAGAAUAUCCUUUGAAUGUUCCUCUAUCUAGUCCACCUCCCCAUCGAGCAGAUCAAAAUGGACAAAUGAAGUUAAAUGAAAUUCUAGGGAUAGACGGUCAAGAUUUGACAAAAAGUUGCUGUUUUCUGUGUGCUAAAAAUGCGAUGGCUAUCGCGGCAGCAAUUUCCGGUCAGGAGGGAAAAUCUCAUGCGUCCAUUCAAACUACCGUUCAUUUUAAAGAAACAUCCACCACGGAUAAAGGUUCUAGCCCGAUGAUGUAUGUUCGAACUGUACAAUCGUCUGUUAAAGUCAAGACACGUGAUAUGGGUACUGGUUAUUCGGAGAAGAAAAAAAAGAAGAAAAUAUCCAGACCGAAAUUAAAUUUCAAGAGGCUUAGUAUCAUUCCAAAAAUAAAGUUUCCCGGAUAUCCGAAAGUGCGAAACGUUGCUUGCGGAACAGAUAAUAAUAAUGUACCACAAUGUAGAGCAAGACGUGGGACUCACUGUUUAAUGGAAAAUAAGUGACAUUUAUUACUAAACGAUCAAAGCAUAAUUGCUUGAGGAAAAGUUAAAUCUUGUGUACUGAUAUUGGAAGAAAAAGGAUACAGGAAGAAACAGCAACUUUUUAAUAUUGCAGAUACAUAUUGUAUCUGUCGAACUUUAAAAACAAUUUUAAAGCCUGUCUUUUGUGAAAUUGGAUUUACGGCUGUACGUCGCGUGAGUGAUAGGUUAAAACUGACUUUAACUGUUGACGAAAGUUCUUAGAAAGUGUCUAAGCUUGUCUUCUAGGAAAGUCAACCCAAAUAACGUUCCUUGGAGCUUUGUCUACUCUAGAUUUAGCGAAGACCUAUCGACUAGAAUAAUACUAUACAUCUUUAAUGGACUCGUGUGUCUAACGAUGAUUUUAAACUAUUUUUAUAAUCUAAUUCUGAUUUCAUUAGAAUUUUAAAAAUAUAGCCAUCUGCAUUCAUUAAUAUUUACAACUGUUUCUAUACAAUCUGCAGCUUUU
Osmia lignaria (orchard mason bee) is the source of this 1844-nucleotide messenger RNA. RefSeq lists its product as uncharacterized. The record is from RefSeq and is a predicted model, not a curated record. Lineage: Eukaryota; Metazoa; Arthropoda; Insecta; Hymenoptera; Megachilidae.